Saprolegnia diclina VS20 is the source of this 1564-nucleotide messenger RNA. RefSeq lists its product as hypothetical. The record is from RefSeq and is a predicted model, not a curated record. The transcript has a single exon. NCBI's taxonomy places the organism in Eukaryota, Oomycota, Saprolegniomycetes, Saprolegniales, Saprolegniaceae. The annotation marks the transcript as partial.
CUAUGGCGGACGCUUGCAACAUGACGCCGCUGGUCGUUAUCGGUGCGGGCCCCCACGCGUUGGCGCUCGUCCUCACCUUGCUCGAACAAGACAGCGCGAGCGAGUUCACAGAGACCGAGGCCGCAAUGCUCUCGUUUUGGCGCAAGAAGCGUCUCGCGCCGCAGCGCCCGAGCCUUCGCCACCACCUCCGCGUCCUCGAUCCGUCGGGCGCGUGGUGCGCCAACUGGAACGCCAACUUUGAGCUCUUUGGCAUCUCGCACCUCCGGUCGCCACUGAGUGUGCACUUGGACCCGCUCCGGCCCGAGGGGCUCCGGGACUUUGCAACGUCGACGCACUCGGUCGUGGCGCCGCCGCCCAGCACGAUCCGCUUCAACAAGCGCAACAAGGCGUUUGCAUCGCAGACGUCCAUGUUCAGCGAGAACGAUCGAAGCUUCUUUGGGUGCCCGCGCCAAGACCUCUUCGCCGCCCACAACAAGAUGCUCAUCACGCAGUACAAGAUCGAGACGCUCGUCGAGCCGCAGACCGCCACGUCCAUCGUGCCCGUCUUUACCAGCGACGGCGACAAGACGCCUUCGUCCUUUCAAGUCCACUGCGCGUCCGGCGAGAUUGUUUGCGCGGCCAAGGUCGUCGUCGCCGUCGGCACGCAGCGUCUGCCGCGGCGGCCCACGUGGUCGCUCGCUUCCCGCCGGACGUUCCACAGCGCCGACCUGGUCGCCCAAGGCCCGUCCAUCGUGCAGGCGCGGUAUGCGGCGACGCGGCCGCAUGUGCUCCUCGUCGGUGGCGGCUUGACAUCCGUGCACUUGGCCAAGCAGGCGCUGCGCUGGGGCGCGACACACGUGACAUUGCUCACGCGGUCGCCGCAUUUGCGCGUGCAGCCGUACGACGUGCCCCUCGAGUGGCUCUCGCCCACGCUGGGCGACAAGAUGCGCGCGGCCUUCUUCGCCGAAGCGAAUGCCGACGCUCGCCUUGCACGCCUCAAGCAAGCCCGCGGUCGCGGCUCGGUCACGCAAGCCGCUAUGGACCAGCUCACCGCCGUCGCGACGCCCGAAACGUUUACGCACAUGGGCAGCACGACCGUGGUGGCUGUCGAGGAGGUCGACGGUCGGCUUCAGAUCACGCUCUCGUCUGAAGAUGUCGCUGCGUCGCCGCUCGUCGUGGACGAGAUCAUUUUGGCCACGGGCUCGGACGUGGAUGUGACCCGCGACCCGCUCUUCCGCGAGCUCCUCCCGCUGGGCGUGACGACAACCGGUGGCUUUCCCAACGUCGACCAAGACCUCCGCAUUGCGACGGACGUGAAUGUGUUUCUCAUGGGCGGGUACGCGUCCUUGCGGCUGGGACCUACGGCCGGUAACCUCAUGGGCGGCCGUGCGGGCGCCAACCUCCUCUCGGACGUCCUCCUAGACGACCUCUUGCCGCCCACUGAGCAAACGACGCACCACCAUGUCCGCUGUCUCUGCGGCAAAGAAAACAUGUACGACCUCCUCUUGUAGAGGGUACGAGUCGACUCGUAGCACGAUAGUUAAACGUUAACGCUAUAUUAGCAUAUUCCUAUAUUCCGAUACCC